AUCGCUUUAGAAUCAGGAUGUUCAUGUACAAACUGAGUCAUAAAUAACAUAGCAUCAAAAAAGUCAGGAGGAAUGAGGGCCCUACUUGCAAGAGAUUACAAUCUAUGAGGAGAUAGGAGUGACACAUAAGGUUCUGUACCCGGGUGAAGAUAUGAACAUUAUAUAUGUUACAGAGACAUAUGUGAGGGGUGAUGAGCAGAGUACAGAGGACAUUCCUACAGAUAACCACCCAGGUGACUGUAUUGGGAGCUCAGAGGAACAUGUGAUAUCUUCACAUUUUAAAGCAAAUAAUCAUGGUACAACAGCUGAUACAUAUGAAGAACAUGUCAUUAUCUCAGAAAUACCCUUCAUCCUCCACAGCAAAGAUUCAUCAUCUGAUACUUUCAAACAGGUCCGAUUUUCCAAUUCAUCACAGACUGUUAAGCAAAACAAAAGUCUCGGAAGAAGUGAACAACAAAGCACUCACUCAGGGGAGAAGCCAUUUUCAUGUUCACAAUGUGGGAAAUGUUUUAACCGGAAAUCAAAUCUUGUUCAACAUGAAAGAAUUCACACAGGGGAGAAGCCAUUUUCAUGUUCAGAAUGUGGAAAAUGUUUUACAGCCAGUACAAAUCUUCUGAGACAUAAGAGAAUUCACACUGGGUCAAAAUCAUUUUCAUGUUCAGAAUGUGGCAAAUUAUUUACCCAGAAAUCAGAUCUUAUUAAACAUAGGAGAAUUCACACAGGGGAGAAGCCAUUUUCAUGUUCACAAUGUGGGAAAUGUUUUAACCAGAAAUCUAUUCUUGUUGUACAUGAAAGAAUUCACACAGGGGAGAAGCCAUUUUCAUGUUCAAAAUGUGAAAAAUGUUUUAUAGAAAAAUCUGAUCUUCUUAGACAUGAGAGAAGUCACACUGGGUCAAAACCAUUUUCAUGUUCAGAAUGUGGAAAAUGUUUUACCCAGAAAUCAAUUCUUGUUAAACAUCAGAGAAUUCAUACAGGCGAGAAGCCAUUUUCAUGUUUUGAAUGUGGAAAAUGCUUUGCCCAGAAAUCAAUUCUUGUUACACAUAAAAGAACUCACACAGGGGAGAAGCCAUUUUCAUGUUCACAAUGUGGAAAAUGUUUUGCCCAGAAAUCAAUUCUUGUUAUACAUGAGAGAAUUCACACAGGAGAGAAGCCUUUUCCAUGUUUAGAAUGUGGAAAACGUUUUACAGAUAAAUCACAUCUUGUUACACAUCAUAAAAUUCACACAGGGGAGAAGCCAUUUCUAUGUUUAGAAUGUGGAAAACGCUUUAACUUGAAAUCAGAACUUGUUAGACAUCAGAGAAUUCACACAGGUGAGAAGCCAUAUUUAUGUUCAGAUUGUGGAAAAUGUUUUAAUAGGAAAUUAAAUCUCGUUAGACAUCAGAAAAUUCACACUCCCAGGUAGAAGCCAUUUUGAUAAAUCUUAUUUGGCAAGUGUUUUAACUAAAACUCAGCUCUAAUUGCACAUCCGAAAACUCACAGAAGGAAAAAAAAUAAUUAUGCCCACAAAGUUUCAUCCACAAAUUACACCUUAAGCAUAAAAAAGGGUUGGCCAUUUCAUAACCAAAAUUCCUACAAAACCAUAGACUGAAUGCUGAGGUGAAGUAAAUUCUUACUUCACCUCUGGUGCUGUCCCAGAAAGCCUUUGUCUUGACGUCCAUAGUGUAGAGCCUGGCCUCCCCAUCCAUAAUCAUAUGACUACAUUCUUGGCCAUGACCCCUGCCGCAUCCUCUUCUGUGUAGCCGCUGGCUGGACCCAUUCAACUAAUACCAGAUAAGCUUAAAGCAGGUGGCACAGCAGAGAUAGCCGUUACAUUGAUAGUUAACUUGCCAUGAAAAGGGCUCCACACUAUGAGAAGGAAGUCUGAUGCCUUCUUAGAUGGUGUCUGAGAUGAAGUACACGCAACUUUACAGUUUAUUGUGCCACAACAUUCCAUUUAUGGGUGUUUAGGAAUUGUUUAGGAAUUGUUUUGAAGUGGACAACCCCUUUAAAGCGGCUCUGUCAUCAGAUCACCCCUAUUAAACCAGGCACAUAGCCUGGUACGGGUGAUCCUGAAGCUUAAAGUAAUACAUUCCUCCUCAUUGUCUGCAUCACAGUUGUUGAUAAACUUUGUGGUAAAGGAACAGUGCUGGAAGGCAUUUAUGUCCCACUCAGGCACCUCAGCUGGGUGAGACAGCUAAAAUCCAGAGAGCGCAGUCGUCUCAGCAAAGCAUAGUUUGCUGAGACAGUUUUGUUUAUUAAUUCUGGGCUGGAUUUUAGUUGGAUUGGCAGAUAGGAAUGGAAGUGGGAUCUGCCAAUCCACACCCAUCCAAGACGGGUAUUCCCUUCUACCUGAGGUUAUCGCAGGUGAGGCCUGCUGUAAUCAGGCUGGCAUAAAGCACCUCCCAGUAUGUCAGUUUGGGGUAAAGAGUGUGAUCCUGGAACAGAGGCCUGCAAGUCUUUGUGUGGUCUCAGCUAGCAGGGCUAAAGGGCCACAAGGCUGUGUAGCAAAAUCUCUUCCCUGGGUGAAACAGUGCAUGGUGUAGUUAUAGCCUGGAGGCUGCUAGACUGUUUGGCUGAAGAACCGGUCCUGAUGUCACAUGUGAACUGAGUUCUGUAGGUGAGUCAGGAAUACCAUUUAGUAUUAGCAAGUGCCUAGAUGGGCAGGUGUUUAUUUUGUAUUGUGUAUGUUUGGGCCAGUGGAAAUAAACAUUUGGACUUUAAUCCUCGUGUCCGUAAAGAUAUCUGUGAUUGUGACCCCCUGAAAGACUGUGAUCCCUUACAACUUGUACAUAAAAGUGCAAGUUUAUCAACAACUGUGACGCCAACAAUGAGGAGGAAGGUAUUACUUUAAACUGGCAGGCAAUUUCAAGCACCAGGAGAUGGGGUUUUUCAGUACGAGCACCGCAAUGCGAUGCCUACUGAAAUCUAAACAGCUCCCUCCCCCUGAUUGGCAGCGCUAGACCAAGUCGAAGUCAUACUCUAGUGCUGUAAAUCAAGGAGAGAAUUUGCCAAGUUGUCUUAGGCUACUUUCACACUAGCGUUCGGCUGUCCGCUUGUGAGCUCCGUUUGAAGGGUCUCACAAGCGGACCCGAACGCUUCCGUCCAGCCC
Molecule: messenger RNA, 3088 nt
Organism: Bufo gargarizans (Asiatic toad)
Lineage: Eukaryota; Metazoa; Chordata; Amphibia; Anura; Bufonidae
Product: oocyte zinc finger protein XlCOF6.1-like
Exons: 3
Coding region: 152-1402 (416 amino acids)
Biological process (GO): central nervous system development; regulation of transcription by RNA polymerase II
Cellular component (GO): nucleus
Molecular function (GO): RNA polymerase II cis-regulatory region sequence-specific DNA binding; DNA-binding transcription factor activity, RNA polymerase II-specific
Source: RefSeq, a predicted model, not a curated record